Porites lobata is the source of this 5204-nucleotide messenger RNA. NCBI's taxonomy places the organism in Eukaryota, Metazoa, Cnidaria, Anthozoa, Scleractinia, Poritidae. The record is from the annotation of a GenBank genome assembly.
AUGCAGGCUUCCAGAGCUGAACCAAAGAAUGAACAUCCUUAUGAUCACCUACAAUUAUUCACUAUCCAGUCUUCACCGUCCGAAGACCCAGCAGGAAACCAAAUUUACCAUGAAAACGAUGAAAGAAGACGACAACAAUCUACCGAAAAUAUUGCUAUAAGUCGUCAUAUGUUAUCCGCUGUGAUAGCUUUUCUGGCCUUAUCCUUCUUGACAGUGGUUGCUACAUUGAUUUUAACUAUAAGGAUGAUGCCUACAGGAGCAAGUGAAACUAAAGGUAAUUUUUAGAUACUAAUUUGAAGUGAUUUUCUGUAACUCUGGCAGGCUCAAAGUUCGAAAAUUAGAUUCGAGUUUUACCCCUAUACCACGAUACUUCGAUUCCGACAAUUCUUGGUACGUAGUCUUGAAAUGGCGUCCUAAAACUGAAUUGAUAUUGAUUUAUUCGCUUUGAAUUCUCUUAUCUUUACUUUGAAAGAUAUCGAGAGGAGUCUUCGAGGAACCGCAGUUAACUGUACUCCCUCUUAAGGCAUUAAUUGAGGCUUUUUCGCUGAAAAUAAUCUAAUCAUUACUGAUACAGCUGUAAAAGACUAUCGUGCACUUCUGAUCUACUAACAUUAGCAUGAAAACAGUUAAGUCUAUGAUAAGAACGACUUAAACGCCAAACAGCAUAUUUUAGGUACUUAGAAUGUAUCGCCCAAUGUAAGGUAAUCCGCAUUCUGGAACCCGGGAAAUUUUUGCUUUGGAAUCCGAAAUAGGAAUUCAUAGCGGAUGAGGAAGCGUUAUUAGUAAUUGAGAGCUUGCUCGCAGGCUAUGUACGUAAUUGGCAAUAUAAUUAACAAAAUGAUAUGGACAGCCAUCAAUGACACAGCCCCUUUUUUACGCGCUUCUCUCUUGCCGGUUUAAACUUCCCGCGUGCCUCUAUAACUCGUUUGACGCUCAGGAUAAGCGUGAACCAGUUCUUCCUUAAUUACAGCGGGGUGUUUCCCCAGUAGCAAAUCCAAAAAGUGCUUCUUCUUCUACCAUACAUGUCUCUGGUCAAAUUGGUAUUAGAUGCUUUAAUGUAAACUCAUUAUUUAUCUGUUACGCAGGUAUGGCUGAGGUAAAACAACAGCUGACCGAGUUAAGACAUGAAAUAAAAGCUUCGAAAGUAAAUCAAACUGGAGGAGAAGGUAGAGUGUUUGAUAAAGGGAGGGUGAAGCCAACUUGCAGAAAGUAAAGAGUAGAAGUUGUAACCAAACUGAUCACUCCUUUUCCGAAAGCAUAUUUAUCUUGAAGAGAAAAUUAAUUUUAUGUAGUAAUAGUCAUUGAUAUAGAUUGCAAGUUCUAUGAAGUUCUGUGAAGGAAUGAGUGUCUUAAUUGCUUGAUAGGAGAACCCGAGGUGGUCCUGUUACGUUUCAUUAGAAAGGGGUUGUAUCAUGAGAAUUCUACCAAUUCUAGCGUAAGAUUACCCUACAAUCAUGGAAAAAAAUCUUGGGACAAGUUUGUUCUUGUAACACUUUUUUUACACACACAAACGCACCCCCCACACACACACACACCAAACAACCAGUCGCUCGCGAAUAAACCUAGACUUGCUCAGCCCGUCCCCCCUACCUACAAUGUGGGCCAUUCUACACCAACGCAUGUCGGAAAGGGUGUAGCAUUGCUUGUUCAAACUUCAGUUGUAAAAUAUAAACACUAGAAAUACGUGUCUCCCAAACCCUCGCGAAACUCAGUGUGCCGCUUAAGUUAAACUUGCUUGACGGGGUUGGAGACAUUUAUUGAGCCUACUCUUGUUUCUGCAUCGCGGUGCGAAGCUCGCACGUUCCACGCGCGAGUUAAGAACCUCGGCUACGCGAGGGCCUUCCAUUCUCUCUCCGCGAAGAGUAAUUCAUGGCUUAACCUUGUCGUCCUAAGGAUUUUUGGAUACAAUUGUAGAAUUAAACUACUUACACUCGUUGAUGCAAAAAUGGCCCCUCCUGCCUCUAAACAUAAGCGUGCGCGAAGCUCAAGAAAUUGAAUUUGACUUAAUUCUGACUGUCCUGAAUGGUGGAUUAGUUGUGGUGUUAUUGGUCGUCUGUCGGUUAUUGGCUUUGAGGACUCUAAUUUCGAUCCCUCUUUUGUCACAGUUACAACGGUCGUUUUAUUGUUAGUCAAAUUGUCAGUUGUCCAUUCACUCUACUGAAGCCAGUCUUGCUUGAGUCCGUUGAUAAGUCGUUUUGAAGGUGCCGGUAACUUCUGACUACGAUUCAGCCGCGUUUGUUCCCAGUUGGUAAAUCAGCUUUCUAAAGUGAAUCGUUGAUAGCAGUCUGAGAAAUACGUAAGGCAGGUCGUAGAGUCAGUGUCGAUUUGGUUGUUCGUCCGUAACUAGUGUUCAACAAUAUCAUCAUAGCCAUAAACAUCACGGCUUAACUGACAGAUGAACAACAACAUCACGACUUAAUUGAGCAGCCAGAUCGAUAAACUACGUCUAUAACUAGAAAUACGUGUAUCGCAGAACUUCGAGAGGCUCAGGCUCAUAAAAUGACAGGGAUGGGAGGGCGGGAGAGAAUUGGUGAAAUGUGUAGCUGAGGAGGGCGGGAUCCAACACUGGCUCUAAUAUGACUAAUAUUGGAAGGUGAGAUGUACUUAAUUUCCUUUUGGUUGGAGUAAAUUUGGACCCCGUUCUUUGGCUAAAAGGAUCUUCUGGGAUUUAAAUGGGAUUGCUGUUGUCGAGGAAAGGUAGCCAAUGUUGCAUUAGUCCCGUCUUCACCCCAUUUGACCCUUCUACAUUUGUAAUUAUAGUCAAAAGGAAAUGGGUGUGAUAGUGAAUAACUGCAAGCUAAUAUGCAGUUGCGUUUGCUCAAUAUUUGGGUUAGAUGCCAUCUCUAAUAAUAAGUGUAAUUAUAAUUCACUAUUUGUGAAGUGUGACAGUAGUAGUGAGUGAAUGCCAAAUGGUAGGAGAUUAUGCUGCGGUGAAAACAACAAGUAAAUACUAGAAAUUGGAGGAAAAAAAUAUAUUAUAUUGUUAAGUGAACUACAGCAAUGAGAGUGUUUGCACUUGUUUUAGUUCAUAAUCACACUUGACAACUAAUUGUUUGUAAGUAACAGUAAAGUGCAAACAUAAUCACUGAAAUAGAAAUUACAUGUAGCAAUGUCUUAAGGGUGCAGUUCAUGAAAAUUAUGAAAGUGAUCAUGACUAUUGAACGCAAAAGUGAAUUAUGAAAUGUCCACGUACAAGUCAUGUUGAAGGUGAUCAAUAAAAUAAAAAUAAAUAAAAAGUUUCUCAAUUCUCAACAUGCAUGAGCUUGUUGAGACAUGGUUGCCAGAGGAAUAGUUUUGGGAAUUCCCAGACUGAUCAUGACAGUCAAAUGUACACUUUCCUGACCAAACGAAUUGACAAUUUGUGCAGACAAUGGCUUCUAAACUCCAGUCAAAACCUCGUGUAGUGGACACAAAUGACGUAAGACAAAAGACUUGUUUGUUGUCUGUUCAGGGAAAAAUCUGCUUGGUAUUGUUUCAUGGUUUUUGUUCUUUUGUUUUACGUCAUCUGUGUCGGGUACACGAAAUAAAUGACCAAACUCCCAUCACAACCGGCCAUCCUCUCCACCCAUUUUACAUGAAUUCAUCGUAAAUGUAAAGUGCAGAAUGGAUAGAUCUUGUAGGAAACCGUAUAUCUGCUUGUCGUUUAAUUUCUUGAAACAAUAUUCUGCCAAUGGAACAUGUCUAACUUCUGUGAGUAUGUCACCUCCCUGUGACUUCUAUGAAAGAGUUAAAUUUUCCCUUACUUAUAUUGUCAUACAUGUCACAAACUAAUAUUCUGAGGAGAUCCGAAAUACACAUGUUACUUUGAUUUCUCAAUCUCACAAGCUCAUUUACAUUUUGCACCCCCUUAUGACUACCACUCACUACUCACCCACCCCUCCCCAUCGAACGCACUCCCCAAAUUGGCAAUUAUUACUAGUAUAAACCUAUUGCUUUUUUUGCUCUUCUCGUUGCCGUCGCUGUCACCGUCGUCGUUGCUCAAGCUCCCUAUUGUUGUGAUCUGGUAAUUUUGCUACCAUAGUAACCUGACGUCACACGUCUCCAUUCUAUUUUAAAUAAUUUUAAGGUGAUUCCCUGGUUUUGCACUGCGCAUCUCUUACUGGGCAUAACAAGAUGGCCGCCGUAAAAAAAAACAUGUGAAGUAACAUUAUUAAAAUGAAGUUGACUGAAGAGAAACAUUAUUGCAAUUUUUGCUAGCGGUUGUUUCCUUCCGAAGUGAGACUCAAUGUGUUGGGAAUGUGCAUAACGUAAGCAGUACGCGUUUUGCUGAGUUCGACAUCCUCACGGAGAACCUCGAUAGUGGAUGUUUAAAUUGUGCUUACUCAUUUUGAUUUUCAUUUAAACGCUUUCUUUAUCACAUUGUGUCCUAAAUGUGAUAUCUCGAUGUAAAUUAUGUAAAAAAGGAUUUUUUAAUACUUUCGUCCCCCUUUCACAUACAUUCUAUUUUGGAACUCGCCCCAGUCCUGUCUCAAAAAUCGGAGAAAAUGUAUUUGGUGUGCACUUUCUGCAGCUCUACCGCAAAAACGAGUACGGUGACCCCCAUCUUUUAUUUUAAUAAGGACAGUGCUUCCUUUCGAUGAGAAAAAAAUUGGCACAAAUCUAUGUUCACUUUAAUGGCAAUUUUACUAAAUUGUAUGGAUUGAGCUAUCACGGGUCAAAUAGCGCGUGUCCAAUUUAAUUCUACUUUAGAGCGUAAAGUAAAAACAAGGGCACUAAAAGGCAUUUUUCUGGUACGUAAGUGGAUAAACAAUGCAUUCAAGUCAAAUUCUGUGCGAUACCACAUGCAUCAUUGAAAAAACUCUCCUUUUUGUUUAGUUUUGGGCUGCUCGCGGUUUUUGUCAAAGGGUCCAAAAUAGCCGUAUUUGUCAGCAUUGUGACGUCAAAACGAGUACGGUGACCCCCACUUUUUAUUACUUUUUUAUCAUCUUCUUGACUUGUUACAUCAGUGUACCAAGUUUCAUCUACAAUCUAUGUUAGGUUCUUUUACUAGGGAAUCACCUUAAGGUCAUCUUUCCUAAACAGCUAAUAGGAACUGUGCUGAGCUAUACAAAGCUGGCCAAACAAUCAGCGGUGUGUACACAAUCGACCCUGAUGGUAAAGGUGCCUUUAAUGUGUUCUGUGAUCAAGAAACAACCGGAGGGGGGUGGACAGUGUUCCAGAAGAGACUGGACGGCUCGGUUUCCUUUCGACCGUUACUGGGAUGA